AUGGUAUAUACGGUAGCACUAAGUGCGCUUAUUUUAUAGGCGCGCUAUGUUGGAUCAUGAUGCAUGAUCGAUGCAGGUUGAAGUGUGCAAAAUGAUUCCCUCCUGCUUUGAAGCUGAAACUUAUGACGGCCCAGUCUCAGUUCUUGCCAAUGGAUCAUCCUUUGAGAAAGUGGUCUCAGUGAAGUUUUAUGACACUGCUGCUGUGCUUCAUGUGAGCCCCCUACUUUGUUCAGGGUCCCAGCAGCCGCUAGCACUCUGCUGCCUCAGCAAUGGGCACAUUUCUGCCCUUUCCCUAAAACUUGCGAUUUCCAGGGUUCCAACAGAAGCUCAAAGUGCUGAUAUUCUCUCGUCCCUGUUUGGAGAGACUUGUGACAACAUAUCAGCUCCAGCACAAGCUGUUGAUGGGCGCGAUGUCUCAGUUAGUUUAUUCCUUUUCCCUGUUUGUCAGUGGAGCAUCUGUUCUGCCUUUGUCUGUCAUGACAAGCUCAUCAUCUCUGCAAGGAAGGAGCAUUGCUCUGUUCUCAAUGUCUAUCAGUCUUCUUCCGUUACCCUGUUUGGUGAACAUAAGCUUCCAGUGUUUUCCAAUGGCGUACUCUUUCAACAUGAGAUAGGGUCUUGCAGUGUGCCUUCUAAGGGGCUCUUAUCUACAACUAUAGCCUACAGGCCUGUUUUAUCUCUUCUCCGCUCCCAGUCUUCUGUGAAGAGUGACAGUUCAACAUUGAGUAUUGCCUCGUCUGCCUCGGACGUUUUCUUCCGUCAGCUUUUUGGUUUCGAGUUGUCUCUAGCUCGGUCAAUUUUCGCCGUCGUUGGGACCAAAAGUGGUGCAGUUUUAUUUCUCGACACACGUGGUUAUUGCACCCCUUCUUCUGGUGAAUCAGGUGCCUCUUUAUCCAAUAAUACCUUGUGUAACCUGGGCCAACCUGUAGUUGCCAUUCACCCCCUGUGUUUGCCUACGCAUCCUGACUCAUCAGCCAAUUCCUUGCUUGUUGUCGGGAGGUUAGAGAAGUUGGUGCUUUUGACUGAGGCAGAGAAAGGGAGAGAGGCUCCUUUGGUGGCCGAGUUCAGUGUUACCGGACCAAUUCUCUCCUCUUUCCUUGUGGAACGGCAUAGCUUUGUCUACAGUAACACGAGUGGAAUAUACCGCAUUUGCCUUGAGCCUUCUUUCCUUUUAAAGUCAGUGGAUUUAGAUGCCAGUUCUACUACUUCUGUUAUGGUCCCUAGGUCACAGUUCAAUUCUCCAUGUCCUGUUUCUGCAACAUGUAUGUCAUUUAUCACAGGGGCCUCCCCGCCAUCUCCCAAUGAGGCUUACAGUGCUACAGCCAUCAGUAUUGACGGCAAGCUGCUUAGGUUUCAGCUUGAGUCAUGCAAAGACACGGUGAAGGUGAAAAGACUAGACAUUGGUAGAGAGAUGAGGAAGAGCAUGGACUCCAUCAAUAAGACUGGCCAAAGAAAUCUCACGGCUCAAAGUCAACUGAAACUUGUCGACUCUGCACUGAUGGAGUUAAAUCAGGCUCUGUCAGUACUGCACUCAGUCCAGUCUUCCGAUGGUCGAGUCUUCUCUUGCACUGUGUCUCCAGUGACAGAUAGGGUAGCGUCUGCCACUUAGCACUGGGUGGUGAGGUGGAACUCGGCUAUACUGGCCUGGACAGGCUACAGAGAGGGUGGGCACUCUUGAUAACUACCCAGUGUACCUCUAGUAAUCAGAGCAGGUUUACUACUCUAUCAUUGGCUGGUUUGGCACCCAAUGACAUCCUAAAACACAGAGUCAAGUUGGAUCUAGAAACUGGAAUGCCAGCUACCUUUUCUGUCGAUGUCGCUGUUUGUUAUAGCCCAACUCACCUCCAUUCGAUACUAACCCAACUU
This is a messenger RNA of Geodia barretti, 1863 nucleotides long. The record is from the annotation of a GenBank genome assembly. Lineage: Eukaryota; Metazoa; Porifera; Demospongiae; Tetractinellida; Geodiidae.